Molecule: messenger RNA, 1094 nt
Organism: Daphnia magna
Lineage: Eukaryota; Metazoa; Arthropoda; Branchiopoda; Diplostraca; Daphniidae
Product: repetitive proline-rich cell wall protein
Exons: 4
Coding region: 152-817 (221 amino acids)
Cellular component (GO): extracellular matrix
Source: RefSeq, a predicted model, not a curated record
CUAUCCCACUAACUUGUGCGUUUUACUUUCGCCUGGGAAUUCAUCACAAAAUCGAACAUCGUUCCACAAGCUUACUAUAAAAACCGUUGGUUGCACAAGGGGAAGACGUCAGUUGUACAACUGUUUCGAAUCGCUUCACAGCUCCUACAACAUGAAGUGCAUUGUCUUCGCUGCCCUGCUCGCAGUUGUGGCUGCUGGAACUUACAAAGUCGCCGACUACGCUCCUAAAUACGCAGCGCCCGUCGAAGAAGACAAUUACGAGAAGCAACCCUACAGUUUUACAUGGGACGUCAAGGAUGAGGAAACUUACAACGACUUCGUUCAUUCCGAAAAGAGCGACGGUAAAGUGAUCAGUGGCUCGUAUCGCGUUGAACUGCCCGACGGUCGUACGCAGAUCGUCAACUACAGAGCGGAUGAGAAUGGCAACGUUGCUGACGUCAUCUACGAAGGCGAAGCGCAGUAUCCCGAUGAGAAAGAGUACAAAGCUGCCACUUACGAAGCUCCAGCUUACCCCGCACCGGCCUACAAAGCUCCGGCUUAUUCCGCACCGGCGUACAAGGCUCCAGCUUACCCCGCACCGGCCUACAAAGCUCCAGCUUACUCUGCACCAGCCUACAAAGCUCCGGCUUACUCUGCACCAGCCUACAAGGCACCCGCUUACUCCGCACCGGCCUACAAAGCUCCAGCUUACUCCGCUCCGGAAUACAAGGCUCCAUCUUACUCCGCUUCGGAAUACCAGGCUGCUGCCUCGUACGCUACACCGAUUUUCAGGUCCGCCUACAAAGCCCCGGCUUACCCAACGUACUCUGAAUAUUAAUCAUCUGUCUUCUAAUUCGUGGUCUAUCGUUGCCCAUAUUUAAUUUGAGCACAAGAGAAAUUAUUUAUACGGAAUAAUUUAUACGAUGCCAGGCAAAGCCACGACUGCCUGAUUUACAGAUGUACGUAUAUUGAUGUAUAAAUGCAAAUGUUAAAAAAAACAAAAUAACCAAAUAUCAGGCGUGUGUUCCCCCGUCAGAAUGUGACCGUCCAAGGUCUUAAGGUCUUCUUCACGCGUAUUGCUCCUCGAUUUUCUAAAUAUAAAGACGUGAAAAGUG